AUGGAGUGGAAGACUGAGAUUCGACUGCUUUUGACGGGUCUGGCUUGGCCUGGACCUCUUCAGCAGGGGCUAGAGCCAGCAGACAGUCCGGCCUCCUCAUUUUCAGCAGCAGCAGCUAGAGCCAGCAGGCAGUCCGGCCUCCUGUCAUCAUCAGGACAAGUUAGAGCCAGCUUUGAGCAGUCCGGCCUCCUCACCAUCAGCAGCAGCAGCAUAUUUAGAGCCAGCAGAGCAGUCCGGCCUCCUCAUCAUCAUCAGCAGCAGCAGCUAGACCAGCAAACAGGCCUCCCUCAUCAUCAUCAGCAGCAGCAAGUAGAGCCAGCAGAGCAGUCCGGCCUCCUCACCAUCAGCAGCAGGCAGCUAGAGCCAGCAAACACAGCAGCAGCAGCUAGAGCCAGCAGAGCAGUCCAGCCUCCCUCAUCAUCAGCAGCAGCAGUAGGAGCCAGAGCAGUCCGGCCUCCUCAUCAUCAGCAGCAGCAGCAGCUAGAGCCAGCAGAGCAGUCCGGCCUCCCCCUCUCAGCAUCAGCAGCAGCAGCUAGAGCCAGCCAGUCCGGCCAGCAGAGCAGUCCGGCCUCCUCACCAUCAGCAGCAGCAGCAGCUAGAGCCAGCAGAGCAGUCCGGCCUCCUCAUCAGCAGCAGCAGCAGCUAGAGCCAGCAGAGCAGACUAACCUGGCCGCGUCCUUUUAUUUGGACUACCAAGCUGCGAUCCUGCGCGACACUCCACCCAAGGACGAACUGACUACACCACAGCACUGUCCGCGUCGAUCCUCUCUCUCUGCAAGCGCCGACGCACCCUUUACUCAAGUACAGACAUCCAGGGAUCGACUGGACCUCGGACAUCCCUGUUUCCAUUCGGCCUACCUCCAAGCUGUCGCCUUGAGACCUGACAACACUCCUCCAAGACUACACGACCGAACUACUACAAACGAUUAUCUCGCCGCAACAAGUGGUGACCCUGAUAUUUACGAUCGAGCAAGAUGGCAACUGACGAGGGGAACAGAACACUCUCAUAAAUGUGGCAAUGCCACUCACAAACCUCCCUCCGUACAACGAGCAGAACACCAAGAACUGGUUUUUACAGCUGGAAGCCAUUUUCUCGUUGUCGACGAAGUAGCCGACAUCUUGGAACACGUACCCGAGCAGGAGCCAUAUACUCGCCUCAAGGAGGCUAUUCUGAAACGAACCGGCCGUUCGGACGAGGAACUGCUCCGGAACUUUUACCCACGUCACCAGGGGCGACAGAACACCCUCACAGCUUCUACGCUUCAUGAGGAGCCGACUGGGGAAACAUUCCAUGGCCGAAUCAAUCUUGCGCGAACUGUGGAUGGACAAUUAGCAAACUCCGCUGACCGCAUCGCAACUAAACUGGACCAAGGGAGUGUGUGCGUGCAACGCCCAGACGACACAUCAGCCAAAGAAACAGACCUGGAAAAGGCGGUAGCUGACCUGCAGCAUCAGCUGCAGGAUAUACGAAUGCUCCUUUCCCGCACAUCGAGAGGCCCGAUGCCGGCGACCGGCGGUUGGCGACGGAGAGCACGGAGUACCAGCAGGGGUCGACGAGUCGACCCGGAAUUAUGCUGGUACCAUCACAGAUUCGGCACCAGGGCAAAGAAUUGCUCGGCACCCUGCAAAUACAGCUCAAAACCAAGUCGGAAAACUAAACAACCGGCGGGUAGGAGCGGCAGAACCUCCGGCAAAAACAUACGAAGCCGCCUUUUCUACGCACCCUCUCGACACAACACCACUGGAAUCAGUGUGACAACUUGCCACGGACGAGAGUACAUCGAGAUCCUAAACAGAUACUCGGACCUCAUUCAACCCACUCGCAGGUACCGGUCCGGCAAGACACCAAACACAGCACCAUAUAAAGACCAGUGGACAGCCUACUUUUUCCCACCCCCACGACUUCCUCCUCAUAAGCUGGAAUACGCCCAAAAGGAGACUACCAAGCUGCGAUCCUGCGCGACACUCAACCAAGGACGAACUGACUACACCACAGCCCUAUCACGUCCGCGCGUCGAUCCUCUCUCUGCAAGUACAGACAUCCAGGGAUCGACUGGACCCAGAACAUCGCUGGUUCCAUUCGGCCUACCUCCAAGCUGUCGCCUUGAGACCUGA
Messenger RNA from Acanthosepion pharaonis, 2115 nucleotides. The record is from the annotation of a GenBank genome assembly. Lineage: Eukaryota; Metazoa; Mollusca; Cephalopoda; Sepiida; Sepiidae.